UCUCUCUCUCUCUCUCUCUAAGCAUACCCCAGUUCCCUAUAACUACACCUACCCAACAAAACCCAACUCUUCUUAUUCUCAAACACUUGCUGUUCAUUACCAGAGAAAAAAAAAUGCUUCCUUUCCUGAGCUGGUCUGAUCAAAAUCACUACGCACACGACCCGUCGCUGGUCAACCUGAUGGACGGGGCAGAUUCCAUCCUGAGCCCAGCAGCCUCCAUGACCGAGACCUCCAGGUCAGCAGAAGCAUCCAAGAGCCACAAGGAAGCCGAGAGGAGACGCAGGCAGCGUAUCAACGCCCACCUCUCCACCCUCCGCACUCUCCUCCCCAACACCACGCGGACGGACAAGGCGUCGUUGCUAGCGGAGGUGGUGCAGCACGUGCGGGAGUUGAGGAGGCAGGCUGCUGACCUUGCGCGACAGGACGGGGGCUCUUGCUGCGGCGGCACCACUGGAUCGGAGCCCUGGCCGUUUCCGGGCGAGUCGGACGAGGCCACGGUGAGCUACUGCGACGGCGAGGCGAGGCUUCUGAAGGCGACGCUGUGCUGCGAGGAUAGGCCUGGUCUGAACCGGGACUUGAUCCAGGCGAUCCGGUCGGUACGGGCCACGGCGAUCCGGGCCGAGAUGAUGACUGUUGGCGGACGGACCAAGAAUGUGAUUGUGAUGCAAUGGGCCGGCGGUGGCGGGGAGGAGGAGGUUAGGGCUUUGAAGCGGGCUUUGAAGGCUGUGGUGGAGAAUCGGGCCUCGGGUUCUGGGCCGGGUCGGUUGUUUUUGGGGAACAAGCAAGCUCGGGUUUAUGGGUCGAUAUAUGAGGAUGAGAAUGAAUAUUAAGGAAGUAGUGAGGGCAAAAAGGGAAACUCAUAUUUUGGGUUGGUGUACAGAAACCUGGAUCCUAGAUUACAUGGAAUAAAAUCAGUAGGAUUUGUUA
Molecule: messenger RNA, 927 nt
Organism: Prunus avium (sweet cherry)
Lineage: Eukaryota; Viridiplantae; Streptophyta; Magnoliopsida; Rosales; Rosaceae
Product: transcription factor bHLH30-like
Biological process (GO): regulation of DNA-templated transcription
Molecular function (GO): DNA-binding transcription factor activity; protein dimerization activity
Source: RefSeq, a predicted model, not a curated record